AUGGAAUAUCGCGAUACGUCACCUUAUUCAGAGCCCUAUACCCCAGGUCCAACAACGCCGAACUUCGAUGCGACUGCAGACAAUAUCGCCACACCAGUCAGCAUCAACUCAGGGUCAUUCAUUUCCGCGCCAUAUACUCACACAUUCCAUAUUCCCACAAACCUGACGCAAGUCGCUGUGGAUGCAGAUCAACAACUGAAGCGCUUUCAACAAGACCUUCUAGUUUUGACUUGCAUGAAUGAGAACGAAUCUCUGCAUUGGCGACCCUCAUGGUUCAAAAAGAAACCAAUUUCAGAAAAAUUCUGGACCCUGCAUAACCCUCCGAAUGUAGUCACUGAACGUAUUCCUCACAAAAGCGGAGGGCGGCAAUACUUUACGCGAAGGAUGAGAGAAGCAGACGAUUCGCCACCUUUUUACAUCCAGAGCUGGGACCACUGGGAAAGACAUUGCGCUAGGUACGGUAUUCCACAAGAUUUUCUCUCUGAGCAACAGAUCGAGCUCAUGCGCCUUGGACUACCGCGGGACGAGGGAGGAAAAAUAUGCGCGCCGCCAGUCCACCCUCUCUACCCGGAACCCCAACCUCUAGGCCAAGGACGUUAUAUACUCGACCCGUCAAUCUACGCGACCCACCUGCCUAGAAAAUUCCAGUCCGUCAAUUACAACGCCAGUACCACUUCUGAACGCGAAGUCGUCGUCGUGCACUCCGAUGGCACGCUUAAAGUCGAGCCUCUGGAGAAAUUAUUCAUACACACAAGCCAAUGGACGCACUUUGAUGGAUACGGCGGGUAUCAACUAGACGAGCCGCGAGCUGUAGAUAAUACGGCACCGAAGACUCAGGGAUCGGGGAGGCGGUGGAGUUAUCUGCCGUGGACGAGGGAGCAGAGUGAAAGCUGUAAGCCGCUGAGGAUUGACCUGAGGCCGCUUGCGAAGAGGCUGGAGAACGACGCCACAGGCAGGACGUAG
Cucurbitaria berberidis CBS 394.84 is the source of this 963-nucleotide messenger RNA. RefSeq lists its product as uncharacterized. Bases 1 to 963 code for a protein of 320 amino acids. NCBI's taxonomy places the organism in Eukaryota, Fungi, Ascomycota, Dothideomycetes, Pleosporales, Cucurbitariaceae. The transcript has 2 exons. The record is from RefSeq and is a predicted model, not a curated record.